Molecule: messenger RNA, 1176 nt
Organism: Alternaria infectoria
Lineage: Eukaryota; Fungi; Ascomycota; Dothideomycetes; Pleosporales; Pleosporaceae
Exons: 3
Coding region: 1-1176 (391 amino acids)
Biological process (GO): protein localization to phagophore assembly site; nucleophagy; autophagy of mitochondrion
Cellular component (GO): cytosol; phagophore assembly site membrane; extrinsic component of membrane
Molecular function (GO): phosphatidylinositol-3-phosphate binding; phosphatidylinositol-3,5-bisphosphate binding; protein binding
Source: RefSeq, a predicted model, not a curated record
AUGAACACCCGGCCCAUUCUAGACUCGGAUGCCGGACCCUUUGUGCUCUCGGCAUCCUUCAACGCCGACUGUUCGCACUUCUCGGUAGCCAUGGAGAACGGAUUUCGCGUAUUCUCGUCUUCAACAUGCGAAGAGAAGAUUUCCAGAGAAGUCGGCGGCGGCAUCGGCUGCGCAGAGAUGCUCGGCAACAAGAGUUACAUCGCCCUGGUCGGAGGAGGGAAGCAGCCCAAGUACCCCCAGAACAAGGUACCUCCUGAGGAACCCGACUGGAGCGUCAACGACACUGACAUCAUCUACGAGGUCCAAAUCUGGAACGACAAAACCGAGCGCUUCACCACGUCGACCGAGUUCAAGACGCCCGUCCAGCGCGUGCGCCUGUCGCAGUCACACAUGAUCGUGGCGCUGCUCAACUCGAUAUGCAUAUACAAGAUGAAGGUGCCGCCAGUCAAGUCGGCGGAGUACGAAACAGUCAAUAACCCGUUUGGGCUGUGUGAGCUGGGCACGAGUAUUGUCGCAUUCCCGGGAAGGGUGGCGGGUCAGGUCAAGAUAUAUGAUCUCAACACGGGCAAUGUGAGUAUCAUACCCGCUCACGAAAACCCGCUGCGCGCAAUCGGCAUAAGCAGGAACGGCGACCUCAUCGCAACAGCCAGCGAGAAGGGCACUGUCAUCCGGCUAUGGUCCUUCCCCUCCUGCACGAAACUAGCAGAGCUCCGCCGUGGCGUCGACCCCGCUGCCGUCUUCUCUCUCGCCUUCUCCCCCGACGGCUCGACCCUCGCCGUGACAUCCGAUAAAUCCAGCCUCCACAUCUACGACCUCGUAACCGCAACAAGUGCCUCACAAGCCGAUCCGUCACAGCACAAGUAUGGUAUCUUGUCCAAGAUCCCUGGUCUGCCCCGCGCGUUCUCUGAUAUAUAUCCUACGGCUACGGCCAAGUUCGAGAUGGGCGACGAACCUACCACUUGGGGUCCACACGGUAGGUCCGCUACUCUGAGUGCAGGUAUUCCGGGUGUGCCGGGUGGUCGGCCGACCAAGGGCCUCAUCGGAUGGCUCGACGACGAGACUAUCCUUGUGCUCGGCGCUGGGUAUGAUGCGCGAUGGGAGCGGUUCCGCACGGGCCGGGAUGAUAGUGGGAAGAAGUGUCUUUAUCCUGAUGGAUGGAGGCGCUAUAUUAUUUAG